UUAGAUAGUUAAAAAAUUAAUUUGCAAAAAUCAAUAGCUUUCCUAUCUGUAAACAAUACUUAAAUAAACCACAAAAUGAAAAAAAAUUUCAUUUACAGUAGUUACAAAAAGAUAAAAUACCUGUGAGUAGAUAAACAAAUAUGCAAGAUGUUUAUCUAUAAGGGGUAAAGAAAACUUCAAACUGCAUUUAGCAAAGUCCUUAGUAAACGAAAUGCAUGCCUUAAUUAGAGAAAAAAAGAUGAUUCAAUUGCAAAAUGUCAGUUCCCUACAGAUCAACAUAUCAAUUCAUGCAAUAGCAUUCUUGGUACAAGUCGGAUUUUUUUUUUUUUUAACUCACUAAAAUAAUGUCAAAGUUCAUCUGGAAAAAAACACGUGUGGGAAAAUAGCCAGGAAAUUUGCUGCCAGAUAAUAGAAUCAAGUUUUUAGUGCUGCAUUUAAAUGCUUGGUCCUGGUUUUAGAAGCGACUACAAAGAAAAAGAAACAGACCUUGAUCCAAGUACCUAGGAUGCUUUGCUACAGGAAAAGGCUGGAGUUUGAAACCAGCAGAAGCACCUUGAAAAUGAGUUCACCAACAAACAGCAUCACAACACUUGGCUGACUUUUUGGAGAAAUUAAUAAACAGAGUUGAUUAGCUAAUUCUGUUUAUCAAAAUUAAACUCCAAAAAAAAUCAAACAUUGUAACAUAACAAGAAAAUCUAAUAAAGCUCUAGACUAUAACAAGAGAUUUUUAAAAUAAUUUUUUGCUUUUUAAUUUUUUAUUAUAAUCGAUUGACAAUGUUCUGUCGAUUUCUGCUAUACAGCGAAGCGAUCCAUUUAAAAUAACUUUAAAUUGAAGGUUUAGCUAACCGUAUCACAAAGAUCAGAGUUCAAAAAAAAAAGAUAAAUAUGAUUGAUAUAUUUGACAUCAAAGCACUUAAAUUUGCUACAUCGCACAAAGAAAAAUUACCUCACCAACACUGAAGGACAACUAAUAAACCAAAUUAGAAUUAUUUGCAAAAUACAUAUUAUCAUGCAAUUGGUUGAUUUCCUUAAUAAAGAGCCCAAUAAAUAAAAUACUUAGAACGCCAACAACCUAAUAAAAAUGCCAGCAAAGGAAGUGAACUGAAUAAUCAUAGAAAAAAAUACACCUGCAAAUAGUUGGUUGAAAAAUGCUAACCUUCCUUCCUAAUUUUUAAAAAACACACAAAUCAAGGGACAUGAGUUACCAGUAUUCACCAUCACAGUGACGAAUGUUUCAAAUUUGAUAUUACUGGGUCUGUGACAAAACUAAUAUUCUCAUACAAUAUUGUUGGGGAUGUAACUUGGCGCCACUUACCUGGAAGUCAAUUUGUCGGCCACCAUCAAAAGAGAAAAUGAGAGUUCCCUUGUGGCUCAGUGGUUAAGGACCUGGCAUUGUCACUGCUGUGGCUCGGAUCACUGCUACAGCAUGGGUUUGAAAAAGAGAAACUGAAUGAGUUCAGACGUUUUUAAAUCUAUUUUAACAGAAUAAAGCUCCUGCAGCAAAUAACAGCUUUUAACCAUGGGGAUUAGGAACCCCAAUUUUUGUCAUCUGCUACUGGAGCAAAGAGGUAAGAAGCUUUUGUUGGUAAACAUCUAAGCCUUUUGAAGCCAUAUUUUCUUUUUCCAACACAGGAGAGAACAAAAUGGCAAAAGGCAAUCGUACGACAGUGACAGAAUUUGUCCUCAUGGGAUUCCCAGACCGUCCGGAGCUCCAGCUGCCCCUCUUCGUGGUGUUCCUGGGGAUUUAUCUCAUCACCCUGGUGGGAAACCUGGGCAUGAUCCUGCUCGUCAGGACCGACUCGAGGCUCCACACCCCCAUGUACUACUUCCUCAGCCACCUGGCCUUCAUUGACCUCUGUUACUCCUCGUCCAUCGGGCCCAAGAUGCUGCGAAAUUUACUGGUGAAGAAAAAGACCAUCUCCUUCUCCGGCUGCUUUGCCCAGCUCUACUUCUCCAGCGCUUUGGCCACCAGCGAAUGCUUCCUCUUGGCCACCAUGGCCUACGACCGCUACAUGGCCAUCUGCAACCCCCUGAUUUACACGGCCAUCAUGACCCAGCGGGUCUGCAAGGAGCUGGUCAUCGGCGUCUACACCUACGGCUUCCUAAACUCGGUGAUACAGACAGUUCUGACGUUCCAGCUGUCCUUCUGUGACGCCAACAUCGUCCACCACUUCUACUGCGCCGACCCCCCCCUCCUCGCCCUCUCCUGCUCUGACACCCGCAGCAAAGAACAGCAGCUGCUGGUCUUCUCUGCCGUGAACCUCACCGGGUCCCUCCUGACCGUCCUCAUCUCCUACGUCUGCAUCCUCUUCGCCAUUGGGAGAAUCCGGUCUUCGGGAGGCAAGUGCAGGGCCGUCUCCACCUGCGCCUCCCACCUCGCGGUGGUCAUCAUCUUCUACGGAACGCUGUUUGCCAUGUACCUGCGGCGGCCGAAAGCGGGCGAUUCGGGGACGUACAGCCAGGCGGUGUCCGUGUUUUACAGCCUCGUCAUCCCCAUGCUCAACCCCCUCAUCUACAGCCUGAGGAACACGGACGUAAAGGAAGCCCUGAAGAAGCUGCUGGAGGCCAAGGAGCCGCAGUGAGGUCCCCGAAGGAAGGCAGCCCUGGGAAAGCAUCACAUGCUGGCCGGGAGAGACCAUCCGUCUGAAACGGAGCGGGCCCGUCGCCGUCCAGUCCGAAUAAACAGCCAAUCCAAUCGGGAGUCUUUAAAAACCAAAAGUACUGGCCCGUUUGCUGGAGAAAGCAAUAUUAUUUACUCCAACCAAUUAUCACGGACCAAUCAGAAUCUGUCGAGAACGUCACAGGCUGAAGAUGACAGGGUUUUACUACCAAUCAGGUGAUAAUAUGGGAAGUUCAAAGAGAUCCUAAAAAGUAACAAUCAGGGUGAAACUUAACACAUUAACAAUUUUAAUUGAAACUAACAAAACGGGUGAGAAACUAUGUUGUGGAAACACUUUCCUGCUUAAAACAGGCUAUAUUGUAGCAAAACAUUUGUUACUCUUAACACAUAUCGCUUGAUAACACUGGUGUAGGUGGCGGUGAAGUCUCAGGACUUCAUCACAAAAAAAGCAUCUUUAAUCCAAAUGUAGUUGAAAUACUGCAUGCUUAAAAAUAAUAGAAAAAACAUUACUAUUGGCAAUAAUAAGAGAUGGAAAUAAGAAUCUGUUAAAUGUGGCUUAUUUUAAUGUUUGUUUAGAAAGUUUAAUUAGAAUAGAUAAAGAGGGUUUUGUGCACUUUCAGAGAUGUUAAAACUGGUCAUUUAUUCAACAGCCAGGGUUUAAUUUUUCUAGUCUCUAGAGUGAUGUUUCGGGGGCAUGGGUGGGGAGGUGAGAGUCACAUAUGAACUUCAAGAAAGGGAAAGGAGAUUAAGAAGAAAAAGAAAAAAAAAGAGGGAGAAUUUCCUAGGAUAACUAGGCCAGAGUAUGCAUGUUUUUAAGAAAUGAAAUUAUUAACUUAAAUUAUUUAAAUGAUCUAGAGAAAUGCUUUAGUUUUGCAACAUUUUCCAUAUUCUUUAUUUCUAUUUUCAGAGAUCUGAUAGUGCAGUUUUCUGAGAGAUAAAUCUAUAUAAGUUCUUGCUGAUGGUGGGGAUAUAUGUAAAAAAAAAAAAUCCUUUAAGUUAGGCAAGAAUAUGAGCACUCUAUGGUUUUUUUCAAGCCUCAGUUCUAAUAAUGCUUCCAAAAUAAUUCUUAGGACAGAUAUCUGCCGUAAACCACUAGAUUAUCCCUCCUAGACUCUUUUCAAAUACGAUUAUUACUUGUACUUUUUAAAAAAAUAGCUCAAGGGAGUUCCCGUCAUG
Molecule: messenger RNA, 3796 nt
Organism: Sus scrofa (pig)
Lineage: Eukaryota; Metazoa; Chordata; Mammalia; Artiodactyla; Suidae
Product: olfactory receptor 5M5-like
Biological process (GO): G protein-coupled receptor signaling pathway
Cellular component (GO): membrane
Molecular function (GO): G protein-coupled receptor activity; olfactory receptor activity
Source: RefSeq, a predicted model, not a curated record